Messenger RNA from Corvus hawaiiensis (hawaiian crow), 2421 nucleotides. It is a transcript of the gene NPTN, whose product is annotated as neuroplastin. Gene Ontology annotation, biological process: dendrite self-avoidance; homophilic cell-cell adhesion; axon guidance. The transcript is spliced from 9 exons. The coding region runs from base 156 to 1346 and encodes 396 amino acids. Gene Ontology annotation, cellular component: plasma membrane; axon. Lineage: Eukaryota; Metazoa; Chordata; Aves; Passeriformes; Corvidae. Gene Ontology annotation, molecular function: cell-cell adhesion mediator activity. The record is from RefSeq and is a predicted model, not a curated record.
GCUCUCGCGAGAGCGGGCGCUGCGCUGCGGUAGGAGGUCGGCGGAGAAGGACGGACGGAGCCGCCGCUCCCGCCGCCGCCGCCGCCUCACCCUCCUCACCCUCCUCACCUUCCUCCUCCUCCGCUUCCUCCUCCUCCUGCCCCUGCCUCAGGAGGAUGCCGCGCUCCGGGCCGCUCCCCGCCGCCUUCUCGCUGCUGCUGGCGACGGCCGCGCUGCUGCCGGGACCCGCCGCGGCGCAGAACGCCGGGUUUGUCAAGUCGCCCAUGUCAGAAACUAAGCUCACGGGGGACGCCUUUGAACUGUACUGUGAUGUGGUUGGGAACCCCACUCCAGAGAUCCAGUGGUGGUAUGCGGAAGUCAACCGCGCCGAGGCUUUCAAACAGCUGUGGGAUGGCGCUCGGAAGCGCCGGGUCACCAUAAACACUGCCUACGGGGCCAAUGGGGUGAGUGUGCUGAGAGUAACCCGCCUUACCUUGGAAGACUCUGGGACUUACGAGUGCAGGGCCAGCAACGACCCCAGGAGGAAUGACUUGAGGCAAAACCCCUCCAUUACGUGGAUUCGAGCCCAGGCUACUAUAAGCGUCCUGCAGAAGCCGCGGAUCAACGCCAGCGAGGACGUGGUGCUGCACGUGGCCGGCGUGGCUGUCACGCUGCAGUGCAACCUCACCAGCAGCCCCAGCCCCCUGGCCGCCAGCUACUGGGUGAAGAACGGCGAGGAGAUCCCUGGCACCAGGAAACCCUCCAACACCACCGAGUACAAGAUCCCGAAGGCCCGAGCAGAGGAGUCGGGGGAGUACCUGUGUGUGUUCGUGUUCUCCAGCUCUCCCGUCGCCAACGCCACCAUCGAAGUGAGAGCCACUCCUGACAUCACCGGGCACAAGAGGAGUGAGAACAAAAACGAGGGCCAGGAGGCCCUGAUGUACUGCAAGUCCGUGGGCUUCCCCCACCCCGAGUGGGUCUGGCGCAAGAAGGUCAAUGGGGUGUUUGAGGACAUCAACAACUCCUCGGGCAGGUUCUUCAUUUCCAACAAAGAGAACUACACCGAGCUGAGCAUCACAAACCUGCAGAUCAACGAGGACCCCGGCGAGUACCAGUGCAACGCCACCAACCAGGUGGGCUCCGUGUCGGUCACCACCAUCCUGCGCGUGCGCAGCCACCUGGCCCCGCUGUGGCCCUUCCUGGGCAUCCUGGUAGAGAUCGUGAUCCUGGUGGUCAUCAUCGUCAUCUACGAGAAGCGGAAGCGGCCGGACGAAGUUCCCGACGAUGAUGAACCAGCUGGGCCAAUGAAAACCAAUUCUACAAACAAUCACAAAGACAAAAACUUACGCCAGAGAAACACAAAUUAAAAAUGCUCAUCAUAGCUUUAAGUUUCUGAGAGACUGAUGGCAAUAUGACCUGCUAAAUUUAAGGGUUGGAACUCUUGGUUCUAGAACUCCAGUUCUGUCUGAUUUCUUUUUUUUCUUUCCUUUCCAAGUGAGCAACAAUAUGACUGUCUAACGCAUGCCUUAUUUAGCCUCUCCUGCAAGGAUGACCUAGCCAGAUGAAUUUUAAUAAUGCUUCCGUGUAGAAGGUGUAAACUCUUUUGGGCUUGAUGUGCUGUGAAUGUUGCUUUUUUUUUCUCCUUUCCUCUCUUUACACGAGCAGUAGCCAGGCGGGUUCACGCAUGCGCUGUUUUUUACUUCCUGUAGCUGUUAAAUUCGGCACCGCUCAAACCGCACCGCUGCCAUCUAGUGAGACUUCUUUUGUAAAGUACAGCAAAACUUAAAGAUAUAUACAGUAUAUAUUUAUAUUUGGGGGAGGGGAAACCAGAAGUCGUUGUGGUUCAUUUCGAAGCUGCUGAUAUUCAUUCCUUACUGUAUGGCUGGAAGGAGGGAGCGAUGCCGGGCCGGCGCUCGCAGCAGGGACAUUGACAUUUCCUUAAGGGCUUUAACCACGGAGCGCGGGGUGUCCUGUCGGGCGUCAGGGCUGGGUGGUGCCAGGGGCUGCUGGUGGUGGUGGGAUGCAGUUGGAAACAAAAACAAACCUUCAGUUUAUAAAUAUAUAUAUAUGAUUGCUUUUUAAGUGAUUUUUUUUUUUUUUUUUUGUUAACUCAUGUAAAUUCUCAAAUCCUUUUGCACUGAUGUGUUCGACUUAUUCUUGUACAUUCAAUUCAGGCAAACUUUUAUAAUUUUCUUUUUUUUUUUUUUGUUUAAAUGAUGAAGUGUUACAGCAUGGUGAUAUUCUAUGCAACUAGUUAUUCCUCUUUAGUUUGACACUGUAAUUUCUCAUGAUUUAAAGAUUGUAGAAAUAGACCUACCAGGGUUCUCAUGAUGUGCGUAACUGUAGCUGCAUGAACUCGUGUUCUGUGUAUUUGUUGAAGUGCAAUGAUGUAUAAAAAGUGGAUUCACCUGUUUUUAAAAAUAAAACACUGACAAAAACCGC